Molecule: messenger RNA, 1545 nt
Organism: Fusarium sp. VM40
Lineage: Eukaryota; Fungi; Ascomycota; Sordariomycetes; Hypocreales; Nectriaceae
Source: the annotation of a GenBank genome assembly
AUGUCUUUCUUUUCUCAGUUUCGUAGUCGUGCCAGGGUCAUAGACCAAGCCAACCCAGACCCUCACACAUGGAAAUUCCCAUCGUCAUACUCAACCCCUCAGCCUGGAGGGAAGGAAACGACGAUACCGAAUCCAAACAUCUUUUCAAACGUCUUCUCUAUUCCCUCCGAGGCCGAACUUCAAUCUGUCAAACUUGAGACUCUUCUGGCGUACCCCGAUGCUAGCCACGCCGCAGUCCAUCUUGCCUUGCUUGAAUGCUUCAACAAUCUGAGGGCCACUGCUGGAGGUCUUGAUGUGGAGGUUGUUCAACCACCUCAAUACAAUGAGAAGCCGACUACCUCCUCCACACCGCAGUCCACUUCACUACCGGAGUCGCAGAGAUGGGACUUGCUUAUUAAGUUAGCUGUUACACGCUUUACAGCUUGGUGGUCCAGUAUCGACAUGGUUCUGAACCACGCAAGCGUGUACUCGCAUCGGGCUGGUAGCCACGCUGCCCUCCAGCUAACCAAAGAUUAUCUACCACCGCUGGACAUACUACUGGUGUGGUAUGCCCUAAUUCUCAACCCAGAUGCAUAUGAUUCCGCAUGCGACUCUCACAAAGGCAAUGCUACACGCCUGAAGAAUCUCUGCUUCCCAUGGCCUGCUAUCCGCGAUGUCAUCGAUAUGGAGAAGAUGGAGUUUACGCUACCGCGUGCAGCCCAAAACCUCUUCAAGAACUUGUCGUCGCAAUCAUGCGAUAUCCUCUCAUAUCUUGAAAGUCCACCAGCAUAUACCGACUCAGGAAAGGUGCGCUUUGAGACGAAUUUGUUUGCUGAGGUAAAGAAGCACGAAGCCUUCAUCGCCGAAUCUCAUAAAAUGCUGUGGAUACGGUCACCAGCUCUGCGAGGAUCACUGGUUCGCGCAGGCUCGGAAUACUUGGACUUCCACUUAGGAGAGUCUGCUGCGAUUGAAGAAGAUGUGGCAGACCUGCAACCUUUUGGAGUUCAGUUGUUCUGGAAGACGCACCGUCUGUUUCCAAGGCAAUACAAGGCGUUCUUGAAGGAAAUUGGAAAAAGUCAGAAACAAGUCAUAGAAGACUCAAAAGGGAACUUGAAGAACACAUUUGAAGAAGACUUAACUUACUUACCUAGUCAGUUCUGCCGUUGCUGGACCUGCGAACGCAUCCGAGAAGAACUCCCCAAAUUCGUCCACAGUCAACUCCCAACUUCCUCUCCUCCGUCGUCUUCCAAAUCUCCUGCACCUACACCAUCAAAUCCCAUGCAGCAACAGUUUUCAUUACUAUCGCCAGACCAGAUCCGUCAGAUUCAAGACGAUGUAGGCUUCCACCUUGCUGUUGAGGAUGCCCGCAGGCGCAAGAUACCUUUGCCAACACGCCCGCCGACAGCUGCGGAGAAGGAGGCAGAAAAGAUUGCAAAGCAAAAACAGAAGGAGGUUGGAUAUUUGCCUGGCUUGAAUGAGUAUGUGGAGGUUUUACCUGACGGGACACGCAAGAUACGGGUACGCAGGUCUAGAGGUAAUGGGUAUUAUGCCAUGAUGUUGCUGUAG